Molecule: messenger RNA, 1512 nt
Organism: Recurvomyces mirabilis
Lineage: Eukaryota; Fungi; Ascomycota; Dothideomycetes; Mycosphaerellales; Teratosphaeriaceae
Exons: 1
Coding region: 1-1512 (503 amino acids)
Source: RefSeq, a predicted model, not a curated record
AUGAUUAGGAACAACAACAGUGGCUUGAAGCGCAAGAGACAGUCUGCGACUCCGACCUUUGACAACACUGGCUCAAACGCAAUUGAUCUGACAGAAGAUGAUGCGACGCCCGUCGCGGAUACGUCGAUGCCGUUAAGCACAUUCCGUCGCCAUGAAAGUCCAUUGGUCCUUCACAGUUCGCAGGUCGGCUCCCGCACUCUUUCACUCAACAGCAACACUACGCAAGUCUCUUCUCAACACAGUGAGAAGCAGCAUCAAGGGCUUGGCGCUUUCUCCAAUCAUAGCGAGACAUACGACAAACAUCUUUCAACCUCGGACACGAUAUCUGAGGACCACUACGACUCUGCAACAGCAGCGAUUGAAGACCAACGAUCCGCACGUAGGGAACGUGAAAGCAACGGCGCGUACAGGUUUGACAGUGACAAACAGUCACUACCUGCGGAGCAAGCAUUGUCUAUAACAAGCAUGAACCAGGCCAACCACACCGUUACCGUAUCUCUUCCGGCAUCGCCGCCCGUCAUGAGUCGCUUGGAGCGCAGACUUCAACAAACCAUGUCGCCUGCCCUAACAUCGAACAAUCCCGUGGCAAACCGGACCAUAGACCCUCCAACCCGGACGGAUACCCCUGUGCUCGACGUGGACACGGACAUGAUCGACGUAGCACCACAACGAACACAACCUGAACAGAACAGCCAGCUCUGCAACAUCCCAGAACUAGCCUCGCCCUACAUUCCACAUACCUCCAUGCGGAAGGCCGUCGAAUACAGCAAUCCCCAAAAGUUCAGCCUCAAACCACCUUUCUGGAACCGGUGGUCUACGAAACAGUACUCCGAGUUCGCCGAGGACCUUAGGGAGCAGUUCGACCCCAUUCGUUACGCGCAGAAACUUAACGUCCCGGUUGAAGAAAUGCAGCAUAUGUUUACCUCUCUCGUUACUCGACCAUUGCAUCAUGCUGCCGAGGCAGCGAGAAGAGGCGAGGAAGGCAUGCAGGAGAUUAUGGACUUGUCCAAUAAGUUCGGUGGUCGUAAUAGACGGUGGGGUCGUGGUGGCGAGGGCCCAGGUGAUGAGCCAGUCUACGGCGAACUAGCCGGAAUUGAGAAGCAGACCGUUAUCCUCACAACAGAAAUCGGAUGGAAGCGUAAACUUCGCCUCGGCCAGCUGUCAGGUAUCGAUGUCAAGUUCCUUCAAUCCCAGCUGCUAGAGCAGGACAAACCGCUGUUCUGGCACGGCGAAGCAGAAACCGAGACCGAUCUUGAGCGUCUGAACGAGAAGUAUGGAAGUCGCAUUCGGCACUGGGGAGCACGGAACAAGGAUGGUAAAAGGCUUUUUGGUGCUAUGGCUGGGAUAGAGCGAGGUGUGAUUCUGGUACAGACCAAGUCGACCACGUCUAAAGGGCGGUAUCGAUUCAAGCUCGAGGAAUUCGUAGAAGCUGAUGAUCGGUGUCUUGAAGGUUGGCUUUCGAUGGCGGAGCAGAGGGUGCUGAGGGCGGAGGAGGACGAGGAGGACGAGUAG